AUGAAUAAAUCAAAGAUUAAUAUCGAAGGUCGUGAUCCAGACAAUGCUGAAAUUCCAUUUACACUUUUCAAAUCGAUUCAAAUGACUAUUGGUGAUCGAAAAAAACAAGAAUUAAAUUGUGAACCAUUUUCUAUCGAAAUAUCUAACAAAAACAUCCAUUCGAUCUCUAUUCGACUUCAUUUCUUUGGUCAUUAUAAUAAAGUUCCAUUCGAUCUUCAUUAUAUCAAUAUAAGAAAUGUUCCAAAAGAAGAACAAUUCUAUCUAUUUUACAAUCCGUUGAAGGGUGAAUGGCGUAAAACAAUUGAUGAAACAGAUUUACCUAUUUGA
This is a messenger RNA of Adineta steineri, 327 nucleotides long. The record is from the annotation of a GenBank genome assembly. Lineage: Eukaryota; Metazoa; Rotifera; Eurotatoria; Adinetida; Adinetidae.